CUUCGGGAGGAUUUUCAUGAUUUUCAUCUUUGAUUUGAUGGCAAUUGGCAUAGACUCCAUAGAGAAAUUAAUAAUGGUUGAUGCUCAGACUAAUUAUUUAAAAGAAUCGAUGGUUCAUGCAUUCAUGUCAUGGGUUUAUACUUUAUAGUAUCCUUGGAGCCUUGGAUUUGUUGUUGUCAGUUCUCCGGAUUCGUGGUCUGUGUUGUCAGUUAUUGUGGUCAAUUUUGUAUUUUGUAUAGAAAAACAAUUGCAAAUAGAACUUAAACGAGUUGUGAUACUAUUAAUAAUGUAUUUAAGUUUUGUUUAUUUGCCUAGAUGAGUUACCUUAGUUUGCUUUGGCAAAAAUAUAAAAUGAAAUGAAUUUAAUGUUUACGAGACCUAUUAGAUUAGGUGUGGUUUGUUGAUAUCAAACACAUGUAAAUAAAUAAUUUGUUAAAAAUGCGAUUCAAUAAGCAAGAGUUAGCUGCCUUAGCGUCACAAACUUCUCAGAGUUUCGAUCGUGAAGGAGUAAUGUUGAUUAAAGAAAAGCAAGAUGGUUUUUUUAGACGUUCUGAAGGUGACUACUAUGCGCGCUGGUUUCGCCUUAGGGGCAAUCUCCUCUUUUAUUUAAAAGGUCCAGGACCUUGGCAAGAGCCUGUGGGAUGUAUAGUACUAGGUCAACAUCAAGUAAAAGAGCAGCCACUUGACGAAAGUGGAAAUUGGCCAUUUCAUCUAAUCUGGGAGAAUGGAGUAUGUUACAAAUUGGCCACAUUUCAUGAAGCUGAACGCACUUUAUGGCUUAAAGCCAUAGAAACAGCUCCAUAUACAGUUAUCGUUUCACAAAUAGUUGCACUUAAAGAAAAGCUUAAUAAGAUAAGAGCAACCACUGACAUAACAACAUACAGACUGCAAAAAGGGAUUGUACUUGAUAUGAAUGAGAUACCUCUUUGUGAGUUGGCCCUUUUCUGUGAUAAUCUAUUGUGUGAUACACAUGGUCGGCCACCAUCUCCUGUAGUUGUUAUAUACGUUAAAUAUUCAAAGGGUCUCUGCAUCAAGUAUGGAACAACAGAGAUAGUUGAAACAUGCAGCAAUCCUUGUUUUUCAAAAACUAUUUUGUUUCGUGCUAGCGAUGGUCUGUCGCGAGAGACGAUAGUUAGGAUAGUUGUAUAUGAUGUUAAGGAGCGUGUUUCUGAAACUGCAGUGCCAAUGGGGUCUACAACUUUGCAACUUAGCACGAUUCAGGAAGCCCAAAGAUUGCGUGUAGCGCUUAUGACGCGCGAUAACAAGACCGUGGGAUUCGUAACAAUCAAUGGUUGGAGCUUGGAGCCGUCCUAUAUUGGGACCAGCCCCAGCCAUACAAAUGAAAAAAACUGCAUUGACAUCCCACAAAAAAUUCUAUGCCAUCGACGAUCGCAAUCCUUGCCCCCGAGACUCGGAUUGAAAUUGAAGUUUCCGUCUUAUGGAAAUCUCCUAAAACAAAACUUUGUUAAUAGUCAUCAAGUCACAUACAGAUUUCAUUCGGGACUGGGUGGAGAUAUAACGGUGCACGAAAUAAUGGCCGAACCGAAAUUGUGCUAUCAAAUUCCAAUGCAACUUUUGGAAAUAUACAUUCAACGAGAGAAGGAGUUACUAGAAGAGUUGUUGUCAGUGGGAGAUAUUUGUGGACACUGGCGAGUUAAGCGAUUAGAAUUGGCGUCCACACAUAUGUCUUUAUUGCAACAUUAUUGCCAUUCAAAAAAGUGUUUGCAGCAAGCGGAAAACGCCUAUUUUAAGGCAAGCAGUAAAAAAGAUGAUUCAAGUUUGGAAUUCGCUCCUGUCAACUUGCAUUUACAAAGGAUGUGGGUGUACAACGACACGCUUAAUAAGACUGGUUUCCAUGACGUCAUCACUGCGGGCGCGUUCGCUGCGCAUACGCAUAAGUCUGAACGGACAGGAGGCCUUAUUAGACUAGUUCAGCAAGUAAAGGAUAUAACAAAUACGAAAGCAGCUCUAAAUUUUGCAGCGGCGAAUAAGAUACAGGCGGAAUACGAUAACGUCAUAGCUCUGAGGCGGUUACGUGAUGAAAUCCUAACAGAUAUGGAGAGGAUCAUAGUACUCCUACAAGCGAAUCAACAUACUGAAGUCAUUAGUAUCACUGGAGUAAUCAAGACAAAGGCGAAAAGUAUGCUUGCUUUGUGGGAGCCUGCCGUUGUAGAGGAGUCUCUAGCGAUUAUCGGGUGGCCCAAACACAUCGCCAACGAUGGUCCCGAAAAUCAAACGUUAUCGGCUGUAAUGCGCUUGACUGACCAAUUGAGUUUGUUCGAGGCCAAUUCCGACUGUGAGAACUUUGACACCUCAUCCAGUUCAAGUUCAAAAGAAACAUCACCCAUCGUCGAUGUUGCAACAUUCCCUUCGAGUUCUUUCAGCCCUGUCUCCAGCAACGGCCACCAGGACAGAGAGCCAUUUAAGAACAUGUACGAAACAGAACUGAGAUUCUACAACGAUUAUUUCAAGAGCGAAGAACGAAGUCGGUUGAACCAUUCUUUCCGAUCCAUUCGAUCACCGUCAAAGCCGAAGCUAAACGAUGCUCAAAGUUUAUCGUUCGAUUCGAACAGGCCGAGACAUGGAAGCUUGAGACAUGAUUUCAAAAGUACAGCUUCUUUGGAACAAGUUUCAUACAGAUGUUUGAUGGAAAGCUUGAGUGGGAUUGAUAAGAAAAAGAGUACAGCGUUAAGAAAAGAAUCGUGUUCGUUGCCAAGUAUAGGUCAAAUAGACUCGAUAACGAGGGAAAAUAAUUUAGCGUUCCUAAAGAGUAUAGGAACAGAUGUUGACGCAGCUUUGGUGCUAGCACUCGAAGGUGUUAUGAAAUUUGUGGACUAUAAUAAAGAUCUAACAGAUGACAACCUUGAGUAUUUGAAGAAUGUGUCGGAAGGUUUCAAAGUAUCGGCCGAAGUACUGGUGCGCUGGUUGAGAGUUUCGCACGCAGCAUUACGAUUGAGAUGCGAGUCUACGUCAUGGGCCUGGGAAAAUGCCACGCUACAGACUAGACGAUACAUGUGCUUCUCACAAGCGUUGGCAACACUGACAUCGGGUUUGCUGUGUUGGUUCUGCUCGGCACCUUCCGAGAUUGUAGUCAAAAUUUUGACAUCAGAGCUUGGUCCUUUAUGCGGCUUCGAAGGCCUCUUGAGCCUGUAUUCGACUGAGAAAGCCAUGUGGGGCGAUAUGGUGGUGGCCAUCGAGGACUUGCAGACCGUUGUUUUUACUUUGACAAAAGUUGGACAUAGUAACAUGGCGAUACCACAAGUGAGCGGGACCAGAGAUGCUCUUAUAGUACAUAUCCCUGUGUCCGAUUCACUUUAUGGCAAAUUUGUUAAUAAAGAGCACCUGAGUUUCACUAUAACGCCGGUAUUUUUCAAUGUGGGUAUCAAUGAAAAAGCGACGCUUGCUGAAGCCUUGGGCGAGACCACGCCGCAAUUUCAGUCGAAUAACGACAAUUUGGACAGACUGUACAAGUAUUACUACAAAUAUAAUAAAGUGUUUCCUGCUGACCACUUGGCUCCAAACCGAGCAUCAUCUAGAACAAAACCGCUGGAAGAAGUGAUGGAAAAUCUACGAAUUGCCGUACAUAAGAAAGUGCCUAAAAAUAUUGAAGUGUUGCACCUCGCUGCUUUAGCCACGAGACUUAUGAACGGUAUAAGGUUCACAUCAUGUAAAAGUGCCAAAGACAGGACUGGUAUGUCCGUGACUUUAGAACAGUGUUCCAUACUCGCUUCGGAAUACCAUCUAGCUGAACACGAGAUGAAAAAGGCUCUUAGUAUCAUGAGAAGUGAGGGUUGUCGCCGCGAGAACACAUUCAAAAAUAUAGGCGUGAGAAAAUAUGCGUUUACGAAAAAACAGGUAAUGGCACUUCCCGAAGAGUACAGACCUCCGCCUGGUACUUACGGUUCGACGCAAACAUAAAUAGUAUACGCACUUCUUAAGUUGCCCUCAAACUACGGAAAUAUAAUAUAUAAUAUAUAAAUAUAGCUCACCCUACUUUUAAAUGUCACUGUUCACACUUAGUUGUAAAAUUAUAUUACAUCUAAGUGUGGACAGUGACAUUUAAAAGUAGGGUGAGCGAUAUUUAUAUAUUAUAUUAUAUUCCGUAGUUUGAAAUCAACUUCAAACUUCUUAACUAGAUGGUAAAGUAUCAAAACUCAAUGUAAAAUGUACUUAAAUUAUUUUUAUUACUUUAGGCAUCAAUCCCAAUAGUGUCCAGAAUUUAGAGUUUGUCGUUCCAUAAUCGUGACAAUGUGGCUAAUUCUGUUGUACACAAUCUUUAAACUAUAAUGACAGGUCUAUACAAAUUAUAUGUAUACAAUAUACAUAUUAACAUACUCCAAUCAACAAUAAAUAAAAUGCGUUUUAAAUUGAACUAUAUUCAAUUAUUCAGAAUAUUUUAAUGUGAUCGUUUUGCUUUGAAUGACGUUUACUAUGAACGUAUAGUUAUCGUAUUUAUAGUUUAUACAAACUUCACCUGACAUUUUACCGUAAUACUUACACUUUAGGGUAUAAUUCCGAACUAUUGAAAAUGAUUGUACUUAUGGUAGACCAAGAAUUUACUACUUAAUAUAAUUUAAUAUAUUAUUAUGUAUAAUAAACGACUAUUAAUAAUUAAGUAUAAUGUUUUUGUCAUGAUAAAUUACUUAAAUAUUUAUAUUAUAGAUCAAUAUCUUCCCAUGUAGAUGCCAAGGAUUUAGCAUGUACUUACAGCACAUAUUUACAAUUAAUCAUAAUAAAUAAUAGAAUAUUUCCUAAUUUUGAUAGGCAGGUGCAUUUCACGAAAAGAGGCGUGUUUUAAAGAGGUUCGUUUCGAGAAAUAAUUACGAUUAUAAGUAUCUAAAAUCGUUUCUUUAUAUAUAUUCAAAAAUCACACAUAAAAUGAAAAAAAAUAUAUACGUUUUAUAUUGUUUUGUCUAUGAAACAAACCGCUUUACUAGAGGGUAAUAAAUAAUAAUAAAAUAAUAAUAAACAGAGGGAAAAGCAGAAAAGUAUUGAUAUAAAAGUUAGAUGGAUAGAGAAUUAAUAUAAAAAAGUAAUUUUUUUAUCCAAGUGUAAUUUUUUGUUCAAGUGUAAAUUAUAUUAAAGUGCUACCAUAUAGUCUUUUAAAACACAGUUCUUGUUAUCUAUGACAUGUCACCCAAUAUAACUGAAUAUCUAGAGUAUGCGACGGGUCGAGAUGGCAAACGGGGUGUGAGGCGGGAGGACGUCCCGUACACCCGCACGUGUAGCGUGGAGACUGCAGCUGUGCGGGGCGGCCCACUCCGAUUGCCAGGUCAACCUAUAUGUUAUUGAAAGUAUUAUA
This is a messenger RNA of Maniola jurtina (meadow brown), 5302 nucleotides long. Its product is annotated as inositol polyphosphate-4-phosphatase type I A. Lineage: Eukaryota; Metazoa; Arthropoda; Insecta; Lepidoptera; Nymphalidae. Gene Ontology annotation, cellular component: cytoplasm. The coding region runs from base 439 to 3918 and encodes 1159 amino acids. The record is from RefSeq and is a predicted model, not a curated record. Gene Ontology annotation, molecular function: phosphatidylinositol-3,4-bisphosphate 4-phosphatase activity. The transcript has 19 exons.